UUCUUCACCAGGUGGUUACGGAGUCUGAACUGAGACGGCAACCGGGGCAACGUUCAUUCUUCAGCAUCCACUUUUGGUUAUGGAGUAUGAACUGAGACGGCUACGGGGGCAAUAUUCAUUCUUCAGCAUUCACUCUUAUAUGAUGUUCGCGCUGUUGAUUGUUUUGCUUCGGAGCAGCUGAGACCUUUAAUUGCCUUAAAUUGCCUUUUUCUUGGGACUCGUGCUGCUUUCCUUAUCGGCUGUCAAUUCGCAACUUUCCGACACCUACUCCCACCCUUUGAGUCACUCAUGACUGCUUGAGUCAUUCACGUCUUAUAUCUACAGACCAGCACGCCAUUCAGUUUCCAUUCCUACAACAUUUUUAUGCCAUUGAUCCAUGCAUAGGCGGAUUUCUGUGAUCCCAUCAGAUUCUGAUUCUGAGAUGGUUUCCUUUUCUCGAGUUGUACAUUUGAUAACCAACUGCUAGUGGCUGAAGUGCUCAAAGAUUCCCUGUUCUCUUCCAAGACAGAAAUUUGAGCAACGGUUCCAGAGAUUGGAACUCUUUCUGUAUAGUAAUAAUACUCCAUAAGAGUAGAGGAAGAGGAAAGAGAAAGCGAGAUGGCUGGGCAGGGGUCGUCGUGGAAUUCAACUCCGCUGCAAGUGUUGCAUGAUGUUCUGGGAUGGAUUGCGUUUGCGUCGUGGUCUAUCAGCUUCUAUCCCCAAGUCAUCUUGAACUUCCGCCGUAAAAGCGUUGUGGGCUUGAAUUUUGAUUUCGUGGUGUUGAAUCUCACAAAGCACUCUUCCUAUCUCAUCUACAACGCUUCCGUCUUCUUCAGUUCUGCCGUUCAACGCCAGUACCACCAAAAAUUUGGCUUUGAUCAGAUGAUUCCAGUGGCUGCCAAUGACGUAGCUUUCUCAAUCCAUGCGGUUCUGCUAACUGCAAUUACCUUAUUCCAGAUUGCAAUCUACGAGCGUGGACAUCAAAAGAUUUCUAGAACUGCAACCGCGAUUGUCAUAGUAGCUUGGUUAGCUGCAGCGGUCUGUGUUUUUGUAGCAGUUCCUCACCACAAGUGGCUUUGGCUGGUGUCAUGCUUCAACACAGUGCAAGUUGUCAUGACAGUCAUCAAAUACAUUCCUCAGGCUGUUAUGAAUUUCAAAAGGAAGAGCACCAUUGGAUGGAGCAUCGGCAACAUUUUGCUUGAUUUGCUUGGUGGUGUGACCAACUAUGCACAAAUGGCUGUGCAAUCCAUUGAUCAAAAAUCCUGGGUGAACUUCUAUGGAAACAUAGGCAAGACUCUGCUGUCCUUGGUGUCCAUUUUCUUUGACAUUCUCUUCAUCCUGCAACACUAUGUGCUCUACCCAUCCAAGGAGAAGGCUUUACCUCCUAAGCUUGAUGCGGUACCCUCCACUUCCAGCACUAGGGAUGUUGAAGAAGGCUGAUGGAAGCUAUGAGACGCUUGUUAGGGAGAGAUGCAGUCUGGCCUCUAACCAAUAUGAUCAACUUGUUAAGCAUUAGACUAGCCUAUGUUAUUUUGUUGCCAGAAAAUGUGAAAGACAUCAUACAUAUUUAGCAUUAGAAAAAUAUGUUUUAUAUAUAUAUAUAUAUAUAUAUGUAGUCAAAAGAUAUUUACAGUUAGAGGGCAAUUACCAUUAAGUCAUCUCUAGUUUAGCAUUCAAGCUAAAGGCGGGGAACAUUGUUUCCAUACAACACCAUAUAUCAUGAAGUCGAGGAGGACCCUAGCAGAGGGCUACACUACAGGACGUUUACUUAGAUCGGCUCUACCCAAACUUUUCUGGUUCAAAAAAGACUCUCUUUCUAAAGGAGGAGGGAGCAUGAAUAAUAGGAUUUCAUCUAUAGGGUAGGUGUUGGGACAGGAAGCGUUGGCACCAAUGAUAGCAUAACUGGUUCAAAGUGCGGUGGGUAGCAAGAAUGAGGGAUUGGAGGUCUAGCUUUCUCUUUUGCUUGUGACUGGGCGGCCCCCUUAUUCUUACUGCGAGCAGCUUUGUUCGGAAUGACUAUGACCGGGCACGAUGAGUACGAGUAAAAGAGCAGGAGUCUGUUUGAUCCCUUAAACUGCUGCUGAGUUCAUCCAAAGCUGCCAGAGAAAGAUGGCUGUGAGCACAAUGCUCUUUCCCACUUGGCCUUGAGGCUGCUAGUUUGGAGUAUCUCACCACCUCCAGAAGUCCCAUUGCUCUUCCUUCAGCCCGUCCCACUGCACCUUAAAUAGUGUUUGUGCUAUUUAAACAGCUGUGUAUCACUUGCCUUUUAAUAUGCAUUUUAGUAGUUAAUUAUGCUUGUGUACAUAGCUUCUAGUUUUCAUGCUAGUUGCUUCAGCUAACUUAAAGGUUUAAACUUCAAUUCCAAAAUUAUUAGGAUGCCAUAUACAGGUUGAGAAUAUGGUGGGCAGUGGCUGUGCCUUGCACAGCUAGCCUUGCCUUCUAAAAUUAACUUGUACAAAAAAUAUUUA
Messenger RNA from Coffea arabica (coffee), 2447 nucleotides. The record is from RefSeq and is a predicted model, not a curated record. NCBI's taxonomy places the organism in Eukaryota, Viridiplantae, Streptophyta, Magnoliopsida, Gentianales, Rubiaceae.